AUGGGAAGGACUCCUUUGGCCUAUUCGGCGGAGUCCACGGCCGUACUUCCGAUCAAAGAUCCCCAUUCCCAAAAUUAUCGUAAUUGUUCCGACAACAACAGUAGCAGGUAUUCAAAAUGGGUGCCAUGGCUGGUGCCCGCCAUCAUCGUGGCCAAUAUAAUCAUCUUUAUCGUCACCAUGUACGUCAACAAUUGCCCCGCCCAUUACGACGAGGCAGACUGCCUUGCCGCCCGGGAGCUCGGCCCCUUUGCGUUCCAAAGCACGCACGAGAACCCGUUGCUCGGCCCAUCCUCCACCACGCUCCUUGCAAUGGGAGCAAUGGAGGUGAAGAAGGUGGUAGAGCAGCACCAAGUGUGGCGAUUGGUGUCGUGCAUGUGGCUGCACGCCGGGGUGAUUCACAUCUUUGCCAAUAUGUUGAGCCUUCUAUUCGUCGGCAUUCGUCUCGAGGAAGAAUUCGGAUUCGGCAGAAUCGGUUUGCUCUAUGUGAUCUCAGGAAUGGGCGGGAGUUUGUCGUCCGCUUUGUUCGUUCGAGACAACAUCUCCGUGGGCGCCUCGGGCGCGUUGUUUGGUUUGCUCGGCGGAAUGUUGUCGGAACUCUUUGUAAAUUGGACAAUAUACGAGAACAAGGUGGAAUCGCUGGUGAGCUUGGUGAUUAUCAUAUUAAUAAAUAUGGCGGUGGGAAUCUUACCUCAUGUGGACAACUUCGCCCAUUUGGGAGGAUUUAGCACAGGAUUCUUACUGGGCUUUGUUCUUCUGAUCCGCCCUCAGUUCGGAUGGGUCAAGAACUUUAACAAUAAUAACUCCAAGCCCAAGUACAAGGCCUAUCAGUGCUUCUUGUUGAUCAUUGCCGCCAUCAUUUUGAUUGCCGGAUUCACGGUGGGAUUACUACUGCUGCUUCGAGGGGUGGAUGGAAAUAACCAUUGCUCUUGGUGUCAUUACCUGAGCUGUGUCCCCACGCCAUUAUGGAGCUGCGAUGCACGAUGCAUGUCCAUCCAGUUUAACAAUCAGCUGAACUUGACAUGCGUGACGACCCAUAGGAGCCAAAUUUUUAUGUUGGACGACGCCGUCAACAACACUGCCCGGAUUCAAAAUCUUUGCGUCGAGCUUUGCCGCUAG
Molecule: messenger RNA, 1116 nt
Organism: Andrographis paniculata
Lineage: Eukaryota; Viridiplantae; Streptophyta; Magnoliopsida; Lamiales; Acanthaceae
Product: RHOMBOID-like protein 2
Exons: 5
Coding region: 1-1116 (371 amino acids)
Biological process (GO): proteolysis
Cellular component (GO): membrane
Molecular function (GO): serine-type endopeptidase activity
Source: RefSeq, a predicted model, not a curated record